UCCAGCGGGAGCUGUUCUGUUGAAAACUUUUCAGUUUUCCUCCCUGCUGUCCCUAGCGUUGCCUCUUGGCUCUCCGUUACCCAGGGUUACCCCAGGAGGACUGUGAUUUGCUGCUGCUACGAAGCCGGGAGGGAGUUUCCACACGUCCUCUGGUGUGUCUGGGUGUGUGAGUCAGAUGCAACGUGUGUGUACGUUGCUUUAAGGCUCAGCUAGCCUUCAUGGGGAGAAUCCACUUUGAGAUCAGAUCAGAGGACACCAGCGAGACUUCUCCUUUUGCAAGCUCUUCAAAGAGCUUUUAGAUGAAAGUCCGGGGCCACUCAGAUGAGCCACAUGACGGAGGAAGAAGUCUAUUCUGAGAAAUGAGGUGGAGAGAGCCGCGCAUGGGAGCUCCAAUCUGAGACCAGACAUUCAGACAGACAGAGAUGGGAAAUUCCGAGAGCCAGUACAGCAUCCAAGGGCCCAAAGGCACCAGCUUUGUCUUCCUUGGGAAACCAAAGCCAUAUCCGCUGAAGCUCCGUUCAGCCAAAGAUGACACUUUGUCACCGCGUACGUGGUGGAAAAGUGCUCCUGUAGGCUCAGGGUACAAGGCAAGGUGUAUUGGCCGUGGCUGUUUGUCCCCUCCUAAAAGCAGACAGCCUUACUCCACGCGGCACUGUGACUUUAUUUCUAAGGGACUCAAGGGCAGUCCAAGUGAGCACCGCUGGCACCGACCCCCCCCUGGAUGUGGCACACGAAGGCGGCAUAUGUCGGAUGAGUACGAUAAUCCUUACGGGGCCGAGCUCAACGUGAACACCCUGGAAAAACACGGUGAUGAACAAGAAGUUUUAGAGGAACAAAGCAGUCCCCGCGUGGUGAUAAAGAAGGACGGCAGUCUCAGGGUGGAGUUCACCAACACCUCGGGUAAUCCCCUCAUCCUGGAUGAGGCCACUGGCCCCGUGCAGCUCCUCAAGUUCUCGCCCAAUGUGGAGUCCGCCUCGACGUCCAGUCUGCCUGGUUCCAGUGGUAGCGGGCUGGACGGCCACCGCUGUGGUCCUCCGCCUGCCUCUACCUCGUCCACAGCCAGGACCAGCAAGGGGAGCUCUCUGAGCUCAGAUGGUUCUUGGUAUGACAGCCCCUGGGGGCCCAGCGCAGAGAUGUGCGAGCAAGACCAACCCUCCUCUGCCGGCAGCACUCAAGUUCAGUCCCCAAUCCACGAACCCGACUCAUUCACCGAGCAAUCUCCUCCCGUAUCUAUCACAGAUUUCUACAGGGACUCCUCAAUGGCUGCCACCUUCCCCACAACCGGCGACUUGUCGUCCCAGUUGCUGGAGCCACCGCCAGGCCGGAGGCCACACCGAGCCUCCUUUGCGUCUGUCCUGGAUGCGCCCUUGGAGGAAGAGUGCUCCGAGGUCCGGCAGUACUCAUCGUACACUCUGCCCUGCCGCAGGCCCAAAGCCCACACCAUGAGUGAGGACCUGGACCAAUACCCUGACCAGGAGCAGCACCAGGAGAAGAGUGUGCCCGAGUUUGGCUCUCAUUACAAGAGAGACUCUAUCAAAAACCGCAUGAGACGCUUCAGUGACUGGACGGGCAGUCUAAGCCGCAAGAAGAGGAAGUCCCUGGAAACCAGGUACAAGGAGAUGAGUGACGCGUUUGACAGUGGAGUCGAUGGCCUCACCGCAGACACCAGCUCUCCCUCCCAGGUCUCCAGCCUGGUCUGGUUCCCCGGUGCGUCCAGGACCCAAUCUUCAGGAGCCAUUCACCAAACAACCAGCGACGCCCUCCGCCAGAACAUUUACGAGAACUUCAUGAGGGAGCUGGACAUGGGCAUUGGACAGGGAGGAGGAGGAGGAGGAGGAGGAGCAGGUGAUACAAAAGACCCAUCUAUCGGCACCGAAGAGGGCGAGAGUAGCAGUGAGUCGGCAGAGGGCUCUCUCGAGGAGCUCGAUCUGCUGUUUGAAAAGGAACAGGGAGUGGUCCGACGGGCCGGCUGGCUUUCUUUUAAACCUCUCGUCACACUGCACAAAGACAGGAAGCUGGAGCUGGUCAGUCGCCGCAAGUGGAAGCAGUACUGGGUGACCCUUAAAGGAUGUACGUUGCUCUUCUAUGAGACCUACGGGAAAGGCUCUUCAGAGCAGGAACUGUCUCCCCGCUACGCUCUCUUGGCCGAGGACAGUAUCGUCCAGGCCGUUCCUGAACAUCCCAAAAAGGAGAACGUCUUCUGCCUUAGCAACUCCUAUGGAGACGUUUACCUCUUUCAGGCCAGCAACCAGACCGACCUGGAGAACUGGGUGACAUCCAUCCACUCUGCCAGCGCCUCACUGCUGGCUAAGCGUCAGGGGAAGGAGGACACCGUGCGUCUGCUGCGGAGCCAGGUCCGCGGUCUGCUGCAGAAGAUCGACAUGGAUGGAAAGAUGAAGAAAAUGGCCGAGCUGCAGCUGACCGUAGUCAAUGACCCGAAGAACCGCAGGGCUAUCGAGAACCAGAUCCAGCAGUGGGAGCAGAAUCUGGAGAGGUUUAAUAUGGACCUCUUCAGGAUGCGCUGCUACCUGGCCAGUCUUCAGGGCGGAGAGCUGCCCAACCCAAAGAGCCUGCUCGCUAUUGCCAGCCGCCCCACCAAGAGCACUCUGGGACGCCUGGGGAUCUUCUCCGUCUCCUCCUUCCACGCACUGAUCUGUUCCAGAGAUGAAGCCACACUCAGGAGGCGCUCCUUCUCCCUGACCUGUAGACAGCGCAAGAGAGGUCUCUUCUCUUCGCUCAAAGGCCUCGACAACCUCACAAAACGAGGCCGGGACAAGAGGCCGUCUGUAUCGCAGAUCUUUGAGGGCGACGCAGGAGGUCAAACAUAUGCGCUGCCUCCUCGGAACACUGAGAGGCUCGAUGUGCUCAACAGUAUUUACUCCAUGUCGCCCCCCGAGGGAGGUGCAUGGGACAGCGCCAGUUGUGCCACAGAUGUCACGCUGUCAUGCGUCUUCAUGCCAGACGGCCUGACAGUCCGGGUUCCCCUCAGAAGAGAGCAGUCAGCCUCCGACCUUCUCUCCGCGGCGUGCAAGGUGAAACGUCUGGACCCGAGUGUGCACUGCCUGCGACGGCACAGACGCGUGGGUCAGGACGUGGAGGUUGGAUUCGUGGCACCUGGAGAGCUCCUCAGCGAUCUGGUCAAUGAACAGUUGGAGGUUUUCCCAGCGAAUGUGUUUACGCUGCACAUGAACAGGCCGAGCAGCACUGGGGACUUUGGAUUUGCAGUCACAGGACACAUCGACAGCCAGAAGAACAGCCGCAUCUUUGUCAGCGAGGUGCUUCCCGAGGGACUCGCCUUUGACGGAGGUUUGCGCCCAGGCGACGAGAUCCUGACGUUAAACGGCCGCUGUGUGUCCGGCCUGGACCUGGCGCUCAUGCAGUCGCUGUUUGCGGAACAGUCCCUGCACCUGAGCCUGAGGCGGGACGGCGCGCGGCUGCCCAGCGUGGCUCCGACCUCCGACCACCCGGCGGUGCCGCCUCAGGAAGUUCGCAGCAAGCACCAACGAGCCAAGUCCUCCUCAGACGUGUGCAGUGCAGCUGAUGGUGUUGGGUCGCCGUGCGUAGGACUGGAGAAUGGUCACUCCCUCUGCAUUCACAGGCCUGUGCAGCACAGCAAGAGUGUGGACACGGUGUGCACUCUUUACCACUCCUCUCAGGAAGGAACAGCCUCAGGUUCAGGUGCCGGGAGCCUAAUGGAGGACACCAAGGAAUCUCGGGUGAGGCAGGGAGUGGAGCUGGGGCCAGGUCCCGCAGGGGCGGCCACCCUGCGUAGACCUUGCCCCAAACACAUGAGCGCCACCGAGAGGUUACGCAAGGUCAUCCAGGAGCUGGUGGACACGGAGAAAUCAUACGUGAAGGACCUGGAGUGUUUGUUUGAGAUCUACUUGAAACCCCUGCAUAAUGAGAGCUUCCUCUCACUGGACGAGAUGGAGAGUCUGUUUGGCAGCCUCCCAGAGAUGCUGGACUUCCAGAGGGUCUUCUUACAGACGCUGGAGGAGAGGAUCGCCUCCUCGCCGGACUUCAGCACCCUGGAGACCCCGUCACAGUUCAAGAAGCUGCUGUUUUCUCUCGGGGGUUCGUUCCUCUACUACGCCGACCACUUCAAGCUUUACAGUGGCUUCUGUGCCAACCACAUCAAGGUCCAGAAGGUCCUGGAGAGAGCUAAGACGGAUCAGGCCUUUAAGGAAUUCCUGGAUGCGAGGAACCCCACCAAGCAGCACUCAUCCACCCUGGAGUCCUACCUGAUUAAGCCGGUGCAGAGGGUGCUCAAGUAUCCGCUGCUGCUCAGGGAGCUGGUGUCGCUCACCGACGCCGACAGCGAGGAACACUACCAUCUCACGGAGGCUCUGAAAGCCAUGGAGAAGGUGGCCAGCCACAUCAACGAGAUGCAGAAGAUCUACGAGGAUUACGGCUCCGUGUUCGAUCAGCUGGUCGCCGAGCAGACUGGUCAUGACAAGGAGGUCACAGAAAUCUCCAUGGGUGAGUUUCUCAUGCAUUCCUCUGUGGUCUGGCUCAACCCACACGCUUCUCUGGGCCGCAUGAGGAAAGACCCCGAAAUGACCGUGUUUGUGUUCAAGAGAGCAGUGAUAUUGGUCUACAGGGAAAACAACAAGGUGAAAAAGAAAAUGGCCAACCCACGUUCAGCACUCUGUCACGGAGAUUCAGACCCGUUUAAGUUCCGCUGGCUCAUCCCGCUGUCGGCGCUGCAAGUCAGAUUGGGAAAUACUGCAGGAACAGGCACAGAAAGCAGCUGCAUCUGGGAGUUGAUUCACUCCAGGUCUGAGGUGAAAGGACGACCGGAGACCGUCUUUCAGCUGUGCAGCAGUUUGCCAGAGAGCAAGGUCAACGUCAUCAAGGUGAUCCGCUCCAUCCUCAGGGAGAACGUGAGGAGGAGCAUGCAGCAGAGGAGCGGUAGAGAGCGUCUGGCCCCUCUGCGCUGCACGCUGCCCUCGUCCGCGAGGCUCGGUUCCUCCAGGGCUUCCUGGUUGUGUAAACAGCCACUCGGAGAUCUCUCCACGCAGACAGGAAGCCCGAAGCCAGGGCCAGACUCAGACGAGGGAAGCCUGAGCAGCGGAACCUUCAGUUUAUCUGGCGCUCCUCCGCCCUGCACCUCCUCCCCCUCCCCUGACUCCCGUGUCCUCCCCGUGCAGGAGACGACUGCGUCCAAUUCACAGCCCCGCUCCUCCUCGUCGGUCAAAGAGUCCGAUAUUUUAAGUGAUGAGGACGACGACGGCUUUAGUGAGGGGGGGACGAGGACGGACAGUGGAGACGGCAGCUCCCCGGCCAGCGCCGUGGAGGCUCAGUUCCUCCAGCUCACUCUUUCAGAGGACGCCGCUUCAGACGCCGCCGCGCUGGCACCCUGUGUCCAACCCGAGGGCGCGGAGGUGGACGACACACCAGAGACGCAACCCAAACUCAUGCGAAGACACUUCAGCGCCAUGAGGAGGAAACCCAACAGUUUCAGGAGCCAGCCGGCGCUGCUGAGCAUGAAGGAGCACAGCAGGUCGCUGGACGGCCAGACCGAGGAGGCCGCGUCCUCUGGCGUGGUCGUGGACCUGAACGCGCUGCUGGAGCGGGAGUUCAGCGUUCAGAGUCUGACGUCUGUCGUCAACGAGGACUUCUUCUUUGACCAAGCUGAGAGCUGUGCCGCUGACUCUGGGAAUCCCACCUCCUCGUAGGGCGCGCGGUGGACGAGACCUAGACCUCACUUCAGAGUGGCCGACCUGAGGCCCUACAUCGUGGUGAUAAGUCAACCGCCACAGAGCUGCAAAUGUCUUGGGAUCAAAGCCCAAUGGCCAAAGAAACACUUUUCCCUCCUCGAGAUGCAAAAAUCGGGCGAUUUCUGCCACGGUGGCGACGACUGCGAUGGCUUUUUCAAGCCCCAGCGUCCACACGUGUCCCCUCAGGAUAGAUUUACAGUCACGUCAGUGCUUUGGAAAGGUUCUGACACAUGGGCUCAAGUUUGAUGAAGAGUUCCUUUUGUGUUUAGGUCGAACAGAACCAAAGACUGUAGGUCACCACUUGCUAUAAAUAUUAUUUUUUUUUAAAUAAUAAAAUAAGGAGCUGUGACGCACGAGUCAGUCUCCCCCGAUAAGGACGUGGGUUUAUACAAACAGGAAGUGGACAGACUUGCAGCACACCCUUUUUUCUUGUGCUAUUUUGUGCACUAAUGUAAACACUGUUUGCCUAUAUAUAUAUUUGAACUGUUUUUUUUAUUAUUUGUACAGGUUUUUAAUGUUAAUAAUGCUGUUUUUUUAAUUUAUUGAUAAUAGGUUGAUUAUGUAAAUCUAAGCAAAGUUACUUUUUGUACGAAGCCUUGACACAGUUGGGUAAAGGUUUGGUCUACCGCAAUUUGGCGUUUAUAUUCGCUUCAUUAAAAAUGUAGCCUACUGAACUUUAAUUAAGAUUGUAAUUUGAAUGUACUCAAAUUGUUUAUUUAGAUCGAUUGAAACUGCAAAAUGUCCAAACCUGAUAUUUCUUUUUUUUGUGUGUUUAUGUCCUGAAUCUCCUCUCUUUUCUAUCUUUGAAUCAUUGAUGUAUUCUCUCUCACAUACUUGACACUGUACAGAUGAGAAGAAAGGCAGGAUUAGCUGAUAUUUUUUGUAAAACCUUGUUUUGCCGUAGCAGUGAGCACACGUUGAGGUUACUACGGCGGCAAAACCACUACACUCUUUCACCUUCUCAGCCGGACUUUAUCACGCCUUUAAUGCUAGAAUACCAAUGAAUGUGAAUGCCCCCAUUAUUCCAUUUUUAUGGAAUCUUUUUUUUUUUAUAAAUAAAAGUUUUAUCUGUGAA
This is a messenger RNA of Solea solea (common sole), 6795 nucleotides long. It is a transcript of the gene tiam2a, whose product is annotated as TIAM Rac1 associated GEF 2a. Gene Ontology annotation, biological process: small GTPase-mediated signal transduction; positive regulation of axonogenesis; activation of GTPase activity. The transcript has 27 exons. Bases 423 to 5678 code for a protein of 1751 amino acids. NCBI's taxonomy places the organism in Eukaryota, Metazoa, Chordata, Actinopteri, Pleuronectiformes, Soleidae. Gene Ontology annotation, cellular component: synapse; membrane. The record is from RefSeq and is a predicted model, not a curated record. Gene Ontology annotation, molecular function: guanyl-nucleotide exchange factor activity; protein binding.